Messenger RNA from Neomonachus schauinslandi (Hawaiian monk seal), 321 nucleotides. RefSeq names its product NADH dehydrogenase [ubiquinone] 1 subunit C1, mitochondrial-like. The coding region runs from base 1 to 321 and encodes 106 amino acids. The record is from RefSeq and is a predicted model, not a curated record. Gene Ontology annotation, cellular component: mitochondrion. Lineage: Eukaryota; Metazoa; Chordata; Mammalia; Carnivora; Phocidae. The transcript has 3 exons.
AUGGAGAAUGAUGACUAUGGGACUGUCAGGGGGAACCAGGGCAUUAUGUUUAGUUUGCCCUUCAGUAUUAUUCCGUGUGAUACCUGCACCAGAUACACUUCCCAGCUGGGCCCAGGCCUUCAGAACAACCUGGCUCCUGCCAGGCUCCCAAGCGGCUCUUCAGCGCGAUCAAAGUUCUAUAUUCGGGAGGCACCACGUGACAGACCUGACUGGCUGAAAGUUGGACUGACCUUGGGCACCUCCGUCUUCUUGUGGAUCUAUCUCAUCAAACAACAUAAUGACGAUGUUUUAGGGUAUAAAAGAAGAAAUGGGUUGGAAUAA